This is a messenger RNA of Caenorhabditis elegans, 1729 nucleotides long. It is a transcript of the gene puf-11, whose product is annotated as PUM-HD domain-containing protein. Gene Ontology annotation, molecular function: RNA binding. The coding region runs from base 24 to 1541 and encodes 505 amino acids. The record is from RefSeq and is marked reviewed. Lineage: Eukaryota; Metazoa; Nematoda; Chromadorea; Rhabditida; Rhabditidae. Gene Ontology annotation, biological process: post-transcriptional regulation of gene expression. The transcript is spliced from 3 exons.
UUUCAGUUAGUCUCCGUACCAAUAUGAGUCAAAGCACCGGUUCCUCUAACCUCGGUCGCUACCACGAGAGUCCGCCAACGACGGAGGCUCGCAAUGUGUCCGGAAAAAACACAUUCGGCGGUUGCUUCAACUCGAACAGCUCCAACAUUUGGACGCCGAACCGGAAUGUGGAUUCUUCGAUGGGAUUUCAGCGCGUCUCAUCGACACCAAAGAAUGCUUCGACUCCGUAUCGUCAAGGAUUUGGAGGACAAUUUUCCAAAUGGCGGACUUCUACACCGAUGACGACUCCGGCACGUCAUCCUCAACAGGCCCUGAGACUUAUCGAUUUGGAGAACAACGCGUCGUCCCCGAACACUUUGAACUCGAGCACCCGCAGCUACAAAUGCACACUUCCAAUCUGGGCUGGCGACGGCGAGGGAAAUGUUUCGGACUCGGUCACUCUUCCGGAUGUGCUCGCCAACGACGCUCUCGUGGAGUUUGCCACUGAUAAGAAUGGAUGUCGAUUCCUUCAGGAGCAUUAUCCAACGGAGAGCGACAAUGACAUCCACCAGAAACUCUUCCGUAAACUGGUGGAGGAUCGUGCUAUCUUCUUGUCGCUCUGCUGUAACAUGUUUGGUAACUUUUUCGUGCAACGUGUCUUGGAGUGCUCGAACACUGAGGAGCAGGAGAUUCUUACGGAGCACUUGGCUAGUGAUUUGUACAAUCUCUGCCUUGACAAGAGUGCGUGCCGAGUCAUUCAACUGGCUAUCCAGAAGCUUGACGUUCAUCUUGCAACUCGUUUGUCCUUGGAGCUCCGUGACACGUACCUCGUCCGUCUCAGCAUCGAUCAAAACGGAAACCACGUGAUUCAGAAAAUCGUCAAGACGCUUCCAGUCUCUGCGUGGAGUUUCGUCGUGGAGUUCUUCGCCGACGACGACAAUCUCAUUCACGUGUGCCAAGACAAAUAUGGGUGCCGUGUCAUUCAAUCGACCGUUGAAACUCUGUCUUCUGAUACAUACGCGGAAUGCUACCAACAACGCGUCGUUCUUCUUCGAAGUUUGAUGUCAGGAGUCACUCGCAACUGUUCUCAACUGGCUUCCAAUGAGUUUGCGAACUACGUUGUUCAACACGUAAUCAAAUGUGGAGACGCGAUGGCUGUCUACAGAGAUGUUAUCAUUGAGCAAUGCCUUCUGCAGAACUUGCUCUCGAUGUCUCAGGAGAAGUACGCUAGUCAUGUGGUCGAAGUGGCGUUCGGAUGUGCUCCAUGCCGUCUGGCUGCCGAGAUGAUGAACGAGAUCUUCGAAGGCUACAUUCCACAUCCAGAUACCAAUCGCGAUGCUCUCGACAUUCUGCUCUUCCAUCAAUAUGGAAACUACGUUGUUCAGAAGAUGAUCCAGAUUUGUGUUCUCGGUCAGAAUGCUCGAGAUCAGAAGCAAGCGGAGAUGUACGGCAUGUGGCUCGAGAAGAUUCGCGAACGAGUCAUGCGAAACGCCAAUCGCCUCGAAAGAUUCUCGUCGGGCAAGAAGAUAAUCGAAGCGCUCCAAUCAAUGUCCUUUUACUAGAUAUAGGCAAUUCAUUUGCAUUAUUAUCCUAACCCCCACUCACGUGUAUUAUUAUUAUUAUUAUUAUUAUUAUAUUGCUAGAAAACAUUAGAAAGAGUAUUGCAACCUCUUCCAUGUUAUAUGAAGACCCCGGCCCCUUUUUGCACAAUAAUUGAUUUAAAUUCUGUGAAUAAAGAAUUUACAAACUU